Molecule: messenger RNA, 1780 nt
Organism: Naegleria gruberi
Lineage: Eukaryota; Heterolobosea; Eutetramitea; Acrasida; Naegleriidae
Product: ubiquitin specific protease-like protein
Exons: 1
Coding region: 1-1707 (568 amino acids)
Biological process (GO): protein deubiquitination
Molecular function (GO): cysteine-type deubiquitinase activity
Source: RefSeq, a predicted model, not a curated record
AUGAAUGGAAAGAAUUCUUCUUCUUCCUCUUCUAAUGGGUCUUCUCUUUCAUCUAAAACCCACUGUAAACAUUUUCAGAAAUUACUUGUUGAACAACCUGCAAAUCCAACCUCAGCCUAUGAUGAGUAUGGUGAAUUGAGUAUGGAUAAUAGCCUGGCAACGUAUUUAAAUUCUUCCCGUACUAGUUCGACUUUAUCACAACUUUCGAGAUGCAACUGUUGCACCAAUCACUUCUCAUUGAAGGAUGAGAAUGUCAUGUGCACUGCUUGUUUUCACAUAUUCACACUUCACACCUUCAGUGAAGGCAAACAAGAAAGAGAGAGCACUUCUUGCCCUCAAUGUAAAAAUGAUAUCACCUUCCACCUCACUUAUAAGGAGUUCUUUUGUUUGGAGUGUUUUGAUUUUGUAACUCUGGAACAUGACUCUUUGAAAUACGUUCUUCUUCCCUCACUCUUUUCCUCAUCCAUCAUGAACAAUUCAUCGGAUAAGCAGAGUGAAAAGAAGAGAAAAAUUUCCCACAAUACUAGUAGGGAAACUACCGAGAAAACAAAUAAGGAUUUUAAUUUGGAAUCAUCCAUCAAGACAAUGCUCAAGAGUUCUGUAAAUACACGAGAAAACUCAUUAUUGGGCCUUAGAGGAAUGGUAAAUUUAGGAAACACUUGUUUCAUGAACUGUAUAUUACAAACACUUUCACAUAUUAUUCCAUUGAGAAAUUACUUCCUCUCUGGAACAACAGUUUUGAAAAUAGAAUCAGAAAUUGAGAAUAAUCCCGAAUACAGCUCAGAAUAUGAUCUGAAAACCUACCUGUCCAUAAGUAAGGCUGUCAGGAAUAUGUACACUGAAAUGUAUAACCCAUCCAAUAGCACGACAGCUAUCAAGAGCAAAAAGAGAUCGAGUAAUGGUAAGAGAAAAUCAGAUGGAGAUGAAGUAAUCGAGGAAACUGUCUUUCCAUUCGUUCCAGAUCAAUUUCUCUAUCUCAUUUGGAAUGCUGCAGGAAAUUUGGCUGGCUAUCAACAACAGGAUGCUCACGAAUUUUAUAUCACUCUCCUCUCCUUCCUCAUGCCUGUAAAAUUACCAAAUAAUCAGAGUAAUACCAUUCAGGAAUUAUUUACUGGUCAAGUUCAAUCAGAUAUUAUUUGUAAACAUUGUGGACAUGUUUCAUCAACUAUGGAACCAAUACUCGAUGUUUCUCUUGCUCUUAAGGGAAAGAGUGGAAAGGAAUGGAUUGAUUUAGAAUCAUUGGAGGAAUGUUUGGAAAAGUAUACGAAUGACGAAAGUUUGGAAAUUAAUGAUUAUUCAUGUUCCAGUUGCAAAACCAAAGCCACCAUUACCAAACAGCUCAAAUUUUCAAAAUUGCCAAAACUUGUAUGUUUCCAUCUGAAACGUUUUGAACACAAUGAAGGAGUUGGAAGAAAAUCAGCAUCCAGUUCCAAAAUUGAUGAACACAUUUCAUUCCCAUUCACUUUAAAUAUGACACCUUACAUGUCAAGAUCAUCACAAACGAAGGACAAUAACUCACCAACAACGGAGGAGUACUCACUCUUUUCUGUGGUUUGUCACACUGGAGAUAUGAGUGGAGGUCACUAUACUUGUUUCGUUAAGCAUGAUGUUCAAUGGUAUUUGUGUAAUGACUCGUCCGUUUACUAUGCCAUGGAGGAAGAUGUUGCCGAUAGUGAAGCUUACUGUUUGUUUUACAUGAAGAAAUAAUUAAUAUGAUAUUCUUCAAUAUCAUAUCAUAUUACGAGAUGUGUUGAUAAAUAAUUCCUAGAGAAAUGUUGGC